Bursaphelenchus okinawaensis is the source of this 3344-nucleotide messenger RNA. The record is from the annotation of a GenBank genome assembly. Lineage: Eukaryota; Metazoa; Nematoda; Chromadorea; Rhabditida; Aphelenchoididae.
AUGAGAUUCCUCUGUACGGGUCGUAUGAACAGAAGCCCAUCAUUGCCAUUUGUAUUACCUCUUGGGGACAAGCCUUGUGGUAAAUGUUUGUCACACGAUUUUGAACCUCAAACUGUACUUGAAGUCGACACUAAACGUAAGUUGAACCUCUUUCUUCAAACUAAUGAUCUAAAUGUAAGAUAGGCUUAAAAGCUAAGUUUGGAUUUCGGCCUCAAGAGUUAUAACAGUGAAUAUGAAAACCAGCUAAAUCUCUGUUUUAUAACUAAUUUUUCGUCUCAUUUCACUUAUUUUUUGAAAUUUUGCGCUUUUCUCAGCCCACUUGAGAGCUGAUUUUGUGAAUAUUUCGACUGUUUCCGUGUUAUCUACAGGUUAAGUGGGCUUAUUCUCCACUUGAAGUGGACCUGAACGGUUUGCAAUUAGUUUUUUUUCUUUGGUUUUGGGUUUUGCUGUCUCAAAUUUAAUAUAUUAGUAAUAUAAAUAUAUUCUAUUUUCUAGUACCUAAACAUGGGUCUUUAUACAAAAUAUUAAAAUUUUACGAAAUUUAUUAAAUUUUACAAUACCAAUUAAUGUAUGACAAGGUAUUGUACUGUGAAGACUGUGACCGUACUUCCGGCCGAUCACUCAUGAAGUCGGCUGAUGUGCGGCCAAGCCUAUUACCACUCGAAAGUGAAUUUGUUUUCGCAAACAACUAGAUACUCGCUCCUCGGGCAUUAGCUAACGAUCGCUUACUUUUUAUCAAAUUCAUUUUUUGAUAGCGAAAAACUGUCAGCUGUGGGGGAUUUUGACAUUUUCUUGAGGUCUGUGUUUUUUCAAAUGUUUUAGGGCUCGUUUCUGAUAGAUUAUGGAUCUUGCUGACUGUUAGAUUUAUAAAUUUUAUUGGAGGAAGGGGGAUAAUGGAAUUAAAUGGUAUAGUAGUUUUGCUUUGUAGUUUUUAAAAUUAUUUUUUGGUCGGUAACGGCGUUUGGAAGAUAAGAAGAAAAAAAUGAUAUAUUAAAGAUUAUUUUUCGAAAAAUAACUUUCAAUUGAUAAUUUUCAAUUUAUGUAGUACCCUACUUUUGUCUCUAUUGAUAUAGUAUUAGAAGCUUGUGACAUUGUUUAAGAAAACCACAUUGAAAAUUUUAAAAAGAAUUUAAAGGACACGUGUCACCUGUUUCAAUUGCAAAUUAAUGCCAAUUGUUGAAGACAAUAAAGAGUCAUAUAUCAUCGAAUUUGAUGAGACGGCCAUGGAAAACAAUGCUUGAUCUGCUUGAAUCAAGUGAAGAUUUGAAAAAUGGCUUGAAAUUUAAAAAAUAACCUGCGUGAUCAAAGUUUUUUUGCGUGAGCAAGGUAUUCUGAUAUCGUAUCUUAUUGGAUUUACUCUGAAUUUUGUACUUUUAAUAAUUUUGUUUUCUGUAGGCCAUGUGACGUAGAUGACAAACUUGUAGAAGAUCCUGUAGUACAUUUAGAAAGACACAGCCGUACAAUUAGACCAGUUUCAAACUAACUUUUAUAUUUCUUUUUACUUUUACCAUCUUCAACCUAUACCUUUACCAUCUUUAUAACCACGAGUUCAAUAUCGAAGUGUCGAACUCAUCAGCUCGCGAUUACGUCGAUCACACCUGACCUUCAAAUCAGCUUGACCUGUCCACUUUUCUCGGAAAUUCGUCAAAACUGGCAGCCCGCAGGGACUGGUUCGGCGAUUGGGACGCGCCACACGGACCCGCCCGCCACAUCCCGUCGAAACCCUCAUCUCUGGUCUUGUGGUCGCCCAACUGGAAGACCGAAUCAUUAACGUUGAGUGCGAUCAGUGGCGACAUCGAAGACAACCUAUCCGAGUGGUCGAGCAGUCUGGCUAAAAGUGGCAGCGAACGGUUGUUUGUACUUCCGCCGACCACCAAGGACUUGCUACAUCGGCCGCAGCUUGCGGAUUUGGAAGAGGGUAAGUAUUUUAUAUUUUUUAAAAUUUUUAAUCUUUUUUUAAUUCUUGAAUUUGCAAUUUAUUGGUGAUAUAAGUAGUUUCAUAAAGAAAUAUAUCAAAUAUUUAUUUAUUUUCAAGAAUUCACUCGUACAGUCAUAAUAUAACAUAAAAUCAAUAUAAUAUAAAAUAUUAACCAUUUUAAACGGCGUGCCUCAUUGGCUCAGGGGCAGAGCGUCUGUCUAGUAAACAGAAGGUCGCUGGUUCGAUUCCAGCAUGAGGCAUUUCGUUUUAUGGCCUUUUAAAAAUUUUAUCUUUUAAUAAAAAGAAUAAUGUAAAUUAUAUUUUGAUUUCAGAAUCUCCUUUUAAUUUUAAAUUAUCUGUUAUUUUUCAGAAACCCAAUCAACAUCUUCAAUAUCUCGUCACCCUUCAGACCCUCUCCCAGAUUCGCCUUACUCUGUUGUCAAAAAGCUCAACAAACAACUAGCACAACCAGGACAACCACGACCGUCAGCAGCCAAGUCAACAGUGUCUCAAGUAACUAGAACGACUUUAGAGCCAAUUGUGGAAUCCAGAGGAACUCCAGAUUCCGUAUCAGUCUCUGAAGCUACUCAACAGACUACAAUAAUCGAAAACCAUCCAAGUUUGCUAGGGACAGUUCAAGCAACUCUAGCUGACAAAGUUAUCAAGAACAAGUUUGAGGAAAACCUGAACAAGUGUCUGGAACAAAGUCUGAAGAAGAGUGCCAGCUCCUCCACAUUAGCUAGCUACAAACGAGAGCAGAAUAAAAGUGCAAAAGAGUCUGUCAAAGCCAAUUCUGCAUCUCCACAGCUCGUGAAGCGAGAGUUUGCAGUGCCAGAAGAGAAUACGUCAGAAGAGGAUUCUCCAAAGAGAGCCAAGAAGGACCUGAAACGUCGGAACUCAUUGGUCAAACAGCUGAGCAAGAUGUUGCAAAAGAUUCUGCCACAACGACACAAGAAUGAAGACUUGACGUUGAUGGAUGAGAAGAGGAUCAAGCAUCAGCUGAAGACGAAUUCCUUGCCGGCUACACCGUUGAGUCAUCGGAAGCCACCGAAGAAGGCAGAUAUGAAUGGAAGUGUUAAAAUCAAAAACGGUAUGUAUUGGUACUAUUAUAUUGCUUUUAAAGUUUUGAAACAUUUGAUUUUGGGCAUUCAGAGAUUGCUGUUGGAGAAUUUUUUCAAUUUUUUGUUUUUUUUGCUUUUUGUGCCACUUUGCAACUCAUCAGCUUUUUCCGGAAUUUGAGGAUUUAUAACAAAGCCUCAUUGUCAUUAUUUUGGGCGUUUAUUUAGCCGCAGGCGAAAGGCAUUUAAUCUUCUUGCGAUUGCUGAUAAAUGGAGCUUUUGGCUCUUUUUCAUGGGAUUUUAAAAGACAAAAGAUCAGUGUAAAGUUAAGACAUUCAAAUGAAACGUCACUCAUUAAUCCGACGUGA